Messenger RNA from Nicotiana tabacum (common tobacco), 1943 nucleotides. The record is from RefSeq and is a predicted model, not a curated record. NCBI's taxonomy places the organism in Eukaryota, Viridiplantae, Streptophyta, Magnoliopsida, Solanales, Solanaceae.
CUGAUGGCGACGAAUCGAUUCAUAUGUGAAAUCUGCAAUAAGGGUUUUCAAAGGGACCAGAAUUUGCAGCUCCACAGAAGAGGUCACAACUUACCAUGGAAGCUCAAGCAAAGAAACAAAAAUGAAGUGAUCAAAAAGAAAGUUUACAUUUGUCCAGAAAAGACAUGUAUCCACCAUGAUCCAUCAAGAGCUCUAGGGGAUUUAACAGGUAUUAAAAAACACUAUUCAAGAAAACAUGGUGAGAAGAAAUGGAAGUGUGAGAAAUGUUCCAAGAAAUAUGCAGUUCAAUCUGAUUGGAAAGCUCAUACUAAGAUUUGUGGUACAAGAGAAUAUAAAUGUGACUGUGGAACUCUCUUCUCCAGAAAGGACAGCUUUAUAACACACAGAGCCUUCUGUGAUGCGUUAGCAGAAGAAAGUGCAAGAUUUACAUCAGUUCCAAGUACAACAAAUCUUAACUUCAGAAAUGAAUUGCUCAGUGGGGGAAUGAUUAGUGGAAAUCCCCAAUUUGGUAAUUCUUUGUUUAGGCCUGAAUUUAUGGGACUUGGAUUGGAUCCCGCAAUUAAUCAACUCAAUGUUGAUGGACAAAAACCAAGAAUACCACUUUGGUUGGACAAUAAUAUUAAUCCAAAUUCAGGCAAUAACCCCAAUGAUUUUUUAGUAGCAUCAUCAAGCUCUAAUAGCAACUUGCCUCAUCAAUUGGUGCAAAUGGCGCCGCCACAUAAUAAUCAACAGUGGUUCAUUAACGGUGGUGGUGAUGAUUCUGGUUUUGGGUCUACCUCGUCCCUUCCUUCGCGAGUUUUAAAGGAGGAAGAAGAGAACAAAAGAAAUUUGUCUGAGACAAUAAGUUCAAUGUACUACAACAGUCAUCACCAAGAAACAACAACAACAACACCAUCUCAUAUGUCGGCAACUGCACUUUUGCAAAAAGCAGCCCAAAUGGGAUCAACCAGAAGCAAUUCGGCCCUCUUUGGCAAUGGAUUUGGGCUGAUGGGUUCAUCUUUUUCUAAAAACAAUGGACAAUUUGCAGCUGAUCAGAAUUUGAAUGGAUUAAUGAUGAACUCACCUCCAUCAGCUGUUUCAACUUUGACGACUACCAAUAAUAAUAAUAAUAAUAAUCAAGCUGGAAAUAGGCUGUUGUUAGGUGGGGAUCUUAUGAACUCGAGUUUAUUAGAGGGUAAUUCAAGUGCAAAGAACUCAAAUCCUUUCUUGAUGCUGAAUAACAAAGGAAAGCAAGUAAACCUGAGUGGAAAUGAAGCUAUUGAAGGAAGCUUAACAAGAGAUUUUCUUGGUGUAGGAGGGAAUGAAAACAGGCCCUUUUUGUCCAAAAAUGAGCUGGCCAAGUUUGGGAAUACUUCAACUUCAGCCAUGGGAUUAAGCCAGUACAACGGAAGUCACUGAGACGAAUCAAGGUGGGUUAUUUUUUUCAACUCGACUUAUGUAUACAUAUGCAAAAAAGUUAAAAAGGUAUAAGAUCAUACUCAUUAUGAACUACUUAGCUCUAAAUUCUGGAUUCAUAUACUACAAAAAAGGUCCAAACUUAUGGGGGAGCUAGCAAUUAGUUCAAGAAUUUUCACUAUAAUGGAAUGAUACAAUGUUCAGAAUCUAAAGGCCAAAUUAAGCUUCAAUCUUUAAGAGAGAGAAAGAGGAAGAGGAGGAGGAAGGAAGGUGCAGCAAUUUUGAGAGAUCUUGUGAAUUGCCAGAGAAAUGGGGGCCACUGAAUGUUGGAAGAGAGUUGAUAAAAGCGACUUGACAAUCACAAGUCAGGCUUUUCCUCCAUUGUGUUACUUACUGCUUGUAGAAAGAUUACUGUCUUUUUACAUUUUUUUUUCCCUUUUGAGUGUUCAAUUGAUUUCUGCAAAAACUGCGACUCUCCGGGUUCACUGCCACAUUUUGAAUCUUUUUGAAUAAUUUCGUUGGUAUUAUAAUUUUAGAUUUAACUCAUA